Molecule: messenger RNA, 1660 nt
Organism: Lolium rigidum
Lineage: Eukaryota; Viridiplantae; Streptophyta; Magnoliopsida; Poales; Poaceae
Product: putative serine/threonine-protein kinase-like protein CCR3
Exons: 2
Coding region: 7-1512 (501 amino acids)
Biological process (GO): protein phosphorylation; cell surface receptor signaling pathway
Molecular function (GO): protein serine/threonine kinase activity; ATP binding
Source: RefSeq, a predicted model, not a curated record
GCGGCCAUGGCGCUGUGGACCGGGCUGGGUCAGGCGGCGACGGUGGCGCAGCUGGUCGGCGCAGACGUCGGUGGGCUCAUGUCCAUGAUCAUGCAGGCUGCGCUGACGGCUCGGCAGAACAGAAGGGAGUGCGAGCAGGUGGCACGCCGGGUCCUCAUGAUAGCGGAGCUGCUGCCGUACUUGGAGGCGUAUCCGGAGGCGGUCCGGCCGCUGGCUGGGCUGGGCGACACGCUCCAGGAGGCGCACGAGCUCGUCAUCUCCUGCCAGGGGAGGAGCCUGGCGUACCAAUUCGCCAUAGCCGGAAGGCAGGCCGACAGAUUCAGGGACGUUCAGAGCAGGAUCGACUCCUACCUCAUCCUCUUCCCCAUGAUCAGCCACAUCGGCAUAACACGCCGCCUCGACCGAAUCUACAACAUCCUCGUUCCAGAUAGCGCCACAAGCUCAUCCAGUUCACCCCAGGUGCAGGAGCCUGCAGAGGUCGGUCAAGAGGUUCUACCGCAUGGAACCGAAGAGUUCACGUUGGCAGAGAUCGCGAGGGCCACCAAUAACUUCGACCCUGGCAAUAAGAUCGGUUUUGGCGGCUUUGGAACGGCGGUGUACAGGGGCAAACUUCCCGACGAGCGGAAGGUGGCCAUCAAGUGCGUCCGGUACCGGAAUGACACUCUCGAGGACGAGUUCAGCACCGAGUUGGCCAUCCUCUCCCGGCUCCGGCACAAGAACAUCAUCCACCUCACUGGGUGGUGCAAGGACAAGCGCUGGAUCCGCGGCCGGAGAAUGGAGCUGGACCAGUUAUUGGUCUACGAGUACAUGGAGAACGGCGAGCUCCACGACCACCUGCACCGCCGGUCCUCGUCGUCCCCCUUGACGGUGUCCUGGAAGAUGCGCAUCGAUGUGCUCCUGGGCGUGUCGCGCGCCAUCGAGCACUUGCACUGCCACGCCAUGCCGCGGGUCAUUCACCGCGACAUCAAGUCGUCCAACAUCCUUCUUGACUCCAGCUGGGUUCCGCGCCUGUCCGACUUCGGUCUGUCGGUCGCCUGGGAAACGAGGAACGAGGAUGACACACACGCCGUCGUAGGCACGUUCGGGUACCUCGAUCCGGAAUACUUCCAAACAGGCCGUCUGAAACCGGCAAGCGACGUUUACAGCUUGGGCGUGUUGAUGCUCGAGGUUCUAACAGGGAACCAGGCAAUGGUGAAGCCACAGCUUGACAUGGUUUGCUUCGCUCUGCCCAUCAUUGAGUCCGGCGAUCUUGGGGAGCUGUUGGACAAGCGCCCAGCACCGGAGCCAACGCCGCGGCAGCUCCAGGCGCUGGAGUACGUGGCACAGACGGCAGCACGCUGCGUGCAGAUGGAGGGGAAGGACCGACCGGCCAUAUCAGAGGUUGCCGCCAGCCUCGAGACGGCGCUCGAGCUCAUGUGCAGCCAUGAUAGUUCGGUCGAUGCAGUGUUGAGCACCCAGCCCAGGAUGUGGGAUAUCUUCGGUCGUUACAGAAAAAUACCCGGGGAAGUGUAGGGGUGCUAUCGGAUAGAGUUCACUGAACCAAGAUUGAACCCCCAAAAGUUAACCGGCCAGGAUCUACAUGGCGCGCAGAAGGAAUUAGUGAAGUAAUUUCGGUGACUGUUUUGGUAUACCAGUGGAAGAAGGAUACGUGUGAGUGUGA